This is a messenger RNA of Salvelinus fontinalis (brook trout), 924 nucleotides long. Its product is annotated as translation machinery-associated protein 7-like. The transcript has 4 exons. The record is from RefSeq and is a predicted model, not a curated record. Lineage: Eukaryota; Metazoa; Chordata; Actinopteri; Salmoniformes; Salmonidae. Bases 103 to 297 code for a protein of 64 amino acids.
CGGUUUAGAGCGGAAGUAAGGUCCUAACAGCGCGGAUUAGUACGCAACUGCUAACACGCUAGCUCAGUUGUUUUAUUGAGAUUUUAUUGAAAAGUCUCAAAUAUGUCCGGAAGAGAAGGUGGUAAGAAGAAGCCUCUCAAAUCUGCCAAGAAAGCGACGAAGGAGAUGGACGAUGAGGAAAUGGCCUUCAAGCAGAAGCAGAAAGAAGACCAGAAAGCCUUGGAUGCAUUGAAGACGAAAGCAGCAGGAAAAGGACCUUUGACUGGUGGAGGAAUCAAGAAGUCUGGAAAAAAGUGAUUUGGCAUUAGAAGAUCAUGCACUCAUUUGCUGAAUCGCAGCCCCAUGGCAAAUCCAACCCCCCCCCUACCCCCAUUUUUUUUUCUUGUUUGGGUCCAUUGUAGAAUGAGAAAAAUACAUGAAAUGACCCUUUUUUUAAAUAAUUUCCAAUGUGUUCUUGUAAAGGAAAAAGCUCUGAACUAAUAAAAGUCUUGUAACUACUGUUGUAUUUACACUCCUCUGUAAACUUUGAGAUUCUGUCUGUUGGAAACACAUCAGCAUUAGAUCAGUAGCUACACUACACAUACCAACAUGAUGUGCAGCACAAAUAGCUAGUAUUAUGGUUAAAUGUAAUCAGUUUCACUUCUAAGCUUGGCCAUCUGCAUCUGUAAAUCCAGCUUCUCUCAUUGAGGUUCUCUUCGGUUCCCUAAAUUCUCUUCAUACAGUCCAAUUUUGUCCAAGUAGAGGGUUCUGUUUCCCACUUCCAGAAAAUUAGUUUUCUUAUCUACAAUUCAUUUUAUUGUUCAGAUUUUUUGAAUGUGUGUGGAGUGAUGUGUGUUAAAUAUGUUGCUUGUUUACCCUGUUUUAAUGAUUUCCCUUAAGAGGAACGUUUGUGAGAUUCAGAAUAAAGCGCAAGGAUGCUGCUUA